Pocillopora meandrina is the source of this 9337-nucleotide messenger RNA. The record is from the annotation of a GenBank genome assembly. NCBI's taxonomy places the organism in Eukaryota, Metazoa, Cnidaria, Anthozoa, Scleractinia, Pocilloporidae.
ACCGUAGGUAGUGUUGUUGGUGCAGUGUUUGGAUCAGUUGCUGCACUGGCUGUUGCUGGAAUAUUAGUUUGGUGGACUGGCAGGAAAAAGAGGGGCAACAGGAAAGGCACUGAAGGUAAGUGUUGCAUACAUGUUAUGCUCUCAAAUGAUCACUAGUUUUGGCAUCCUAGACAUAGAUAUAUCUUUAAUACAAUUCUUUUCUUCUAGGACUAAGUACAAUCUUGCGUUCACUAUCCGCUGCAUCAUGAUCUUUGCUGAAGCGAUUUCUAUAUUUUUAACAGAUAACUUUUAUAACAGUGUAUUGUAAACUAAUAAUUUGUAUUUUUGUUAUCUAUUUUGUGGUUAGCUAGUUACAAUUAAAAGACCUCGCAUGACGUUGAACACUUUAAGACUCAACUUGAUGUACAUAAAACAGACAUGACUUUGCUUGUGAGAGAUAAAUUUUGGUUGAAGUUGGUUAUUUAUUGUAUUUUUUGUUUGUUUGUUUUGGUUUGCUUUUUAUUUUUCUGUUUGCUUCCUUUUUUUUUACCACAGAGGUGGCGAUGAGUGGAAGGUGAGAUUUUUUAACGAAUUGUUGCUCUCUACUCGCGUUGUUCCCUUAUGGCUCGAUCGUUUUAACAAUUUUAACAGCCCUGUUUUUUAUGUGAAUGUUUGUGAUUGAUCCAAGGACCACUAACUUCAAGGCACUCUUGCGCAACAGAGAUACCACUAUACACUUUUAGACAAUGAAUUUAGUAGUUAUCCCCUGUACAAUAAUUGACAUUUUAAUGAUCUGUAGAAAAACUGAAAAAAAAAAUUAACAACAACAACAACAAGAACAGCAGCAACUUUUAAGUGUAUGUAAGUUAAGUUUAUUAUCUUAUUAUCACAAAUAAGAAGAAGUUCAGGGCAAGUCUACCCUGCUCAUAAGGUCUGACUGUAGGAGGAGGGUACGGCUACAGGUAGGCUAUGACUGUAGCUGAGCCUUUAUCUGGUUUCCAGCUGCUUUUCUGACUGGACUAAGCUGUCUGGAAAGUUUUUCUGUAAUUUAGGAUUUUAAAGUUAGAGAGAAUUGGCUUUGUUUGGUAAUAUAUUUGAUUUGCUGUUUCAGAACAUUUGGACAUUCAAGUAACGAAACAAGAGGAAGUACCAAUGUAGGUUAUGCGAUGAAAUCUUAUACGUUCAUAUAUAGAGACAUUUUCCUGUAGUUGUAGCUGUAUUUUGUUUUUACGUUGCUCUCUUUACUGAGAGUCUUCCCAUCGUGGUUUACAGUUUACCCGAACCCAGAAAGUUAUGAUCGAUACAGAUUUUAAGUCGAUUAUUCAUUGCUAUUUUCAGAUAAGUCUAAGUAAAUAGUGGUUUAUUUUUCAUAAGACAGCUGGUUUGAAGAUUUGAAAUAGUUUCCAAGCAAGUUGGGUAGUUUAUCAUCUUUUAUUGAAUUGAAAACAAUUUUGUCUUUUAGAUUGCAGUUGAAUUGCCUAAACCUUCUCAAAGCCAUUACAUGGUACUGGCUGAGAGAACUCGUUCACAAGUGAUGGCAGAUGCCAGUCCGCUUAGCGCUGAACAAUUCAGUGAGUACGCUUCUCUUAACCCAUACACACGCUCCUGGGAGACUCCUAGAGAACAUGUGAUGAUAGAGCACAUUGUUGGAAAAGGUGCUUUUGGUCAGGUUGCCAAGGCAACAGCCGUUAACCUACAAGGAAGAGCCAAGAAGACGCUCGUAGCAGUUAAAAUGUUGAAAGGUACCAAGUCAUGUUUUACUUGGUCUUUGAACUGACUUAGAAGUCUGUCCAAAUUGCUCCGUUUUGUUUUAUAUUGUUUUAUUUUGAUUUUAAUUAUAUGCUUCUGCAUAAUUUCCAAGUUCCUGUUUAGAGUAAUCACACUCUAUAUGACCAGUCCACAGUUAUGUCUAUAGCUUGAAGCUUGUUCUACUUGAUGUAACGAUGGAAUUUUAAGAUGUGAUUUAAAUAAACCCCCUUUAAUAAUGGUUACAUUUUAGAGCCACGGCGCUUUACGUUAACGAAGAAAAGCACCUCAAAUAUGGUGUAUGAUAGAGUCGAAUCUAUCUAUCUAUCUAUCUAUCUAUCUAUCUAUCUAUCUGUCUGUCUGUCUGUCUGUCUGUCUAUUUGUAUGCCUGUCUAUCUAUCUGUCUAUCUAUCUAUCCAUCUAUCUAUCUAUCUGUCUAUCUAUCUAUCCAUCUCUAUCUGUCUAUCCGUCCAGCUAUCUGUAUAUCUGUCUCUAUCUGUCUAUAAAUCUGUCUAUGUGUCAGUCUAUCUAUCUAUCUAUCUAUCUAUCUACCUGUCUAUCUACCUAUCUACCUGUCUAUCUACCUAUCUACUGAUAGAUAGGUCUACGUUUACCUGUACUAUGCUACGGUUGAACGAUAUGAUUGUGAUUUAUUUGAAAUGUUAUUCAGCAAUGAUUGAUCGGAAAUCCUGUUGCAGAAAACGCUUCUGAAUCAGAGAGAAAGGAUUUGCUGGCUGAACUUGAAUUGAUGAAACAACUUAAACCUCAUCCUUACGUUAUCAAACUUCUGGGAUGCGUUACCAAGUCUGGUAAGUACUGAAAUGUUUAUUAGGGCCAUUCCAUUUCAGAACUGCUUAGAUGGUGAAAUUUAAAAUAUCUCAUAUCUAGCCCAAUGAUGGAAUGAAGAGACCCUAAAUUGUUUUAAAAAUAGUAAUCUGAAAGUUGACUUUGCGGGAAUGGCAGAGAGAGGCUGUUUAUUUUUGUCCAAUGAAAAGUGUGUGAAAAUAGCUGGCAUGCUGUAAGAUUUAAAAUGAUUUUAGUAAGACAUUUAUUCUCAAAAUCUUACCAGGUGAACUAAACUAAUUGAACUUAACGCAAAGGUGAAUUUUCUGGUAAGAUUUUUUCCGAAAUAGGCGUACUUUGUAAAUGAGAGCAAGUAACAAUUUUGUUAGGGACAGAACGUAAUGUCCGUAACAAAAACAAUCUUUUUUUUUUCAUUUUCUCUGAAAAUAAACACCAGUUUGGCCCUUUUUUUUAGUUUUUAGGGGCCCAAACUGAAGUGCUGUAAAUUAUCAAAAUCCUGGAAAAACACCGGAAAAAUGAAGCCUACUUUAUGUUACGGACAUUACAUUAUGGACAUGAUGUUACAGAAAUUACAUUAUCGACAUUAUGAUUAAAUGACUUUUAUUAUAGUAAUUCUUUUGGAAGAAAUAAAUGCUACAUGCAAACCAAUUUUGUCAAAAUUUAUCACAUCUAAGUUAACAGUGCUUUUAACUGAACACUAAUAACAAUAACAACAACUGUACAUUAACAGUUGCAACACCUUGGUGACAUGAGUGCUUUUAGAGCAUGCAAUCAUUGUAAUUAGCUGUUGUUGCCUUUUUUAGUUCACAGAAAACUCAGCAUUUUAUUCAUUUAAUCAGUUCAACAACAAAUGACCGCAAAAAAAAUGAAUUUAUGUAAUUUUUCCUUGAUUUAACAGAAGACACAAAUGACCUUUAUAAAGCAGUGAUCAUAUCUUACAAAAGUGGUAAAUCUCUAAAAGACAUGCCUGUAAGAGGAAAGCUAUUAUUUGAAGGCUUUGAUAUUGUGACACAAUCUCAAAAAGCACAUUGGAAGUCUGUGCAGGCCUAUUUUUGACUUCCUUUUUACUUAACAGUAAUACACUUGUAAUUGCUCUAAGGGAAAUGAUAACUGCAACAGUGUUACUAUGAAAACAGUGAACACCUACAUGUAAGUAUAAAAGACAUUGAAAGGUUUUGUGCAGUGAUCAAUUCAACCCCUAGUUGAGCCAUAGGAGAAAGGCUGCACAAAACUAAUUUUGUUAAGGUUUACAGUCUCUUCAUCUUCCAUGUGACUGGUGUUCUUUCCAACAAAUAGCUGCUAAAAGUUUCUAUUGUUUCACUGUCAAAUAGCAUUACAAUGCAAUAACAGCCAUUGUCUUACAUAGUGGAUGUCUAGGAAAUAACAGAUUUCUAGUGCCUUCAGUUACUGCAUGUUACUAGAUUAUUACUAAAAUAUGACUGACAUUAGAAAGCAGAGGUGAAUUUGUGUCACUACAUUCUAUCACUAAAUGUUAACAGUACAUGACUCCUUCGGCCCCUACUACCCAUGAAAACUGUAACCAAACUCAUUCCAACAACCAUAAUUGCAAGCGAGAGUUACCCACUUUCGCUCGCGAUUAUAGGCUAGUACAAAAUGCUUCUCCUGCUCACAAGUACCUCUGUCUUAAAGCCUUUACGGUUCCCCCCAAAUGUUUUGUUAAGCUUCCCCGCAACUUCACUCCUAGGGAGGCCAGAGAACUUCGAAAAAUCACGGAGGAGACGAUUUCUAUUAGUGUAUUUAAUCAUAUUUUUCUCCACUAAUACUCCAAAUGUUGAAGGUGCCCCUUGCACGGACUUCAUUAAAAUCUCAAACAUCUCUUGAGGGAGGUCACGCUUUACCUGUAUGGUCCAGGGAUUUGAAGCCUUCGGGUUUGCGGACAUUCGCCUUCUUAUCCUAUUUAGCCACAUCAGAACUUCUGAUGUGAUCAUGGGCCAAGCUGGGAUGGAAGACAUUAGAGCGUUGUCCUUACCAUGGACUCCAUCUUCGUGCCGGUGGUAGACAUUCGUUAGCAACUGACGGGCUGCCUCCUUAAAAUCCGAAAAAUUCGACAUGGAAGGCCGUAGAACAUUAAAUUUACUCAUCGACCUCUCCAACACAUCCGCGAAACUAACUUCUAAGCCUUCAUCUUCUUCGAUUUCCACACUUUCCACAGAAACUUGUUCGAUAAUUUGUUCGCGAGAGAAGCGUUCUCUUCUAGCCGCCCUUUUGUUUUGGGAAAGUCCGCUGAUUUGACCGCGGUAGCCAAGUGCGGACUUUUUCGAGAAGGCUGACCCGGCGUGCAUAACUUUCCAAAAUAGUGUCAACUGGCUUAUUAAGAUUCAAUGAAUAGUACUCUGACAAUGAUUUCAGUACAAUCCAAGUUCAUUCAUUAAAGCAAUGUUUAACUUAACUUUUAGUUUGAGUAGUUAUUUGAAAACAUUUUCUUUUUGAAAAUAUUUAAACAGCCUCUCAACAUAUGAAAGACUUGGAACAUUGAAAGGUCUAGUGCCUUUUAGCUCUAUGGAGCCAUAGAAGACUCUUCUCUGUGGACAAUAUCAAUAUUGCUCCUCAGAGGCCUGUUAAAUGUUUCCACAACUUGGCAAAGAAAUUUGUUUUCAACCCCAUUAUCAGUAACCCUAUGGGCUCUUCCAAUGGAAAACUUGGUCUCAUACUAGAAAUCUAAUCUGCACUGUAUCUCAGAGAGCAAGAACCAAAAGACAGCUGACACACUAGUUAGAGCCUCCUCAAUAAAAUUGAUUUGUAAGGAGCAUACACUAUAUGGGAUACUCCACAGACCACAAUCACAUGUACACACAAACUGUAGUAUUUCUGUUAUGGUUAUCAGCACAACCAGAAAAGAGAAUUAACUUGUAAUUGAACCUGAUUAAGAAUACAUUUAUCACUUCUGACAAAUCUAUUAUCAAAUGUUCAUGAAUUAACAAAAACAUUCCCUUAUUCGUACCGGUGUCAAAAGAAGUUUCACAGUGCAAUGUCCGUGACAAAAAUUUGGUAAUGUCCGUAACUGCAAGUUUUUACCUCGAGCUCAAAAUCUAACUACAGAAUAAGGGAUACAACUAGAUUUUAAAGAUCCUUGAAGCAGCUUUGUUCUUAUUGUUAUUAUAUGAUAUUUGUCUGAAUAGUCAAUUCACAGGAAAAUAAGUGUCAAGUGAACACAUUAAAUUGUAGGUUGACUUUUUUUAUAAUGUCCGUGACAGAGUUUCAAACAAAAAUAUUGGCAGCCUCUGUUAAAGAAAAGAAAGUUUCUUCUCUGCUGAUAGUGAAUUAAACUGUGGGUGAUGUUUGAACAAAUUAUAAAUUAAAAACUGCGCAAAAUAAGUUUGUUUAGAGAAUUAGUUUCGAAAAAAUUGGAAAACAAAAUUUAUUUAAGGGAGGGAAUAUUGCUGUUUAAAAUAAGAGACCGACUUUACUUAUAAGAUACUUCACAUAUAAAACAUACCUUAUCAAUUUGGGUACGAAACAACCCAACUGACUGGGUACGAAACGACUCGUAACUUCGGGUAAAAGUAGACAACGAGUACUCCGUCCUUUAUCGGCGAAGUAAAAAAAAUCAGCGGAAAUAAAAGUGACCCAGGAAGUGAUGGGUAGAGACGCUACUUUUCGUAUGCCUCACACCCAGAGGUCCGCACGGCCCUCUUAAUCCAGGUCAAAGUAACUGUCUUGAAAUUGUAGGGUACCUUGUUUACUCGAUUGAUCACCGCAGCGUUUAUAACGUUUUUGUUGAUUUUGAGGAGGCCUUUGUUGGUAUAGUUCAUUUAAUUCACCCCGUCAUUUCAUUAUCCAUUAUUUCCAUUUCUGUUAGCUUUUGGGAAAAUCGGCUGACCGACACUUAAAGCUUGAGCAUAUUCUAUUCUUGUGUGCACGUGUGAGGUCUCGAUGGAGUUUAUCUGACAGCAAAGAAGUAGUCACAGUUGUAUACUGUCCGCUAAAUCGCAGCGUAUGUAUUAUCAAUAAGUGUGAUAUAAGAUCAGCAAAAUUUACUGGUGGACCAAAAAUGGGCCGAGACCAAAACUGCGUGCUUAAGAUUUGCACACGUUGCGGAUAUGAGCCGGUCAGAUGUGAAUACUCUACAAGGGCGGGAAUCCUUUCGGUAGUAGACCAUGAAGACAAAACGUGACCUACUUUAAAUAAAAGUCUAAUACGAUGUCAGUUCAGUGGCAUCGACAUUUUACCCCUUCACAAUUGAUCUUCUGAGUUAAAACUUCUGGUUACAUUGCAUAUUGUGAAUAUUACCGAAUCAUAUGGUGGUUGAUAUUUUAUUUUCUUAUAAAUGUUGAAUAAAUGUCGUACUUUUCCAAGUGGCUGUUGUAUUUGUUAUCUAAUCCUUUUUUUGUCUCCCUAGAGCCACUGUUUGUGCUGAUCGAAUAUGUUCCUUUUGGGGAUCUGCUGGGUUACCUGAGAAAGAGCCGUGGAUUGAAUGAUACGUACUACAAAGACCCGGAGAUUAAACCACAAACAAAUUUGACCUCAAAGCAGCUGAUUAAGUUUGCUUGGCAAAUCGCUGAUGGAAUGUCCUAUUUGUCAUCGACAUCAGUGAGUGGUGUAAUAAUUCUUUGAAUGACGUUCUUGCUUUGUUACUCAAUUUACCUCACUUUUCAUUGAAUCAUGGACUCAUUGCCCAGGAUGUCAUCUCAUGUCAGCUGAGUCACCCUCAAGUCUCUCGUUUCGUUAAAGGGUAUUUUCCAAAAGAAACAUUUUCUCUUUGUGUAAGGUUAUUCAUAGAGAUCUUGCAGUUCGUAAUGUAUUGGUUGGAGAGGAGGAGACGUGCAAAGUGACGGACUUUGGAAUGGCCAGAGAUGUACAGGAGGACAAUAUUUACGAAAGAAAAACCAGGGUAGGAAUGAUUUAAAGAAAACAUAUGAUGUUCUUGUAAGCCUGAAGAUGCUUCACUGGAGUGACUGCUCAAAGAAAACAGGCUCAGUAAAUCCUGUUCCGUUUUCAGGAACUUUCGUUGCAGUAGUGUCGCCAUAGGGAUCAUUCGUACUUUUUAGGGACUACGCCAACUCCUUGCAUUUCCGCUUCUUACUCAGGGGCGUCUCCCUGUCAAAUGGACUGCCAUUGAGGCGUUGCUCUACGGAAAAUAUUCUACCAAGAGUGAUGUGUGAGUACAAGGAAGACAUAAACACUGCAGUAAGGCUUAAUGAGAAUGGUUUUGUAUGAAGUGUUUUAAGGUCAGCAAAAGGUUAUUUGAUUACUUUUGUAUCUUGGUCUUUUUAUUUUGCUGGUGUGAGGUCAUCUUAGUAAGGGAUGGUUAUCCUCAUUUUUAGGGGUAGUGACCGGGGAUCAACUCUUAUGACCUGCUGACUGUGCAUGUGUCCCUCCCACACUCCAUCCUCCCUUCCCUUUACUACUGAAGAUGUUUUAAUUACUUUUUUUACAGGGAAGAAAUGUUUUGCUUCCUUAACUUUAUCCCGUUCGUUUUAUAGGUGGAGCUACGGUGUUCUCCUCUAUGAGAUUUUCACGAUUGGUAAGUUACUAAGAUUACCUGUCCAGUAAUUUUAGCCUCAGCAAUUGAGGGAACAGGAAGUCAUGAAGUAAGCAGGGUGUACCAGUCCCUGUAGAAGUGGUUUUUGGUCUUACCAAGCCAGCUUAGAUUGCCACAGUCGCUGGCCUUAGCGGGAAAAAAAUUCAAUUUUUUCCGGCUAAGUAGUAUAAAUGGAAAUACAUCUGUAGAGCUUUUCAUUUUAGCGUAUGUUAACAUUACCUGCUCUAUCCAGGUGGCUCACCGUAUCCAAGGAUGGAUGGAAGAAAAAUUGCAAACUUGCUUCAAGAGGGAUACAGAAUGCCUAAACCACAACAUGUGGAUGAUAAGUUGUAUGUUAAUAUCGUGUUAUUGUUUUCGUGAUGGCUUUUAUCCUACAGUAGUAUUUGUCCUGCUUUUUGUUUGAGUUGCAUGUGGGCCUCGAGAUUAAAUCAUCUUUACUUGCUGGACCAGCCUAACGAAGGGAAAUGAAGGAGGAAGUACACCAUUACGAGUUGAUCUCUGUUGCAUAAAUCUUUUGUCCUUUUUUAUAAAAUGAUGGGAUUUUUUAACUAAAAAGCUUGUUCAUUAAGGAUAGGUCGAAUUGUUUCGUAUUAAACUUUUUUUUGACGUCCUUUUAGGUAUGACAUAAUGACAAAAUGUUGGAAAGACGACCCUAACUUGAGGCCAUCUUUUAAAAAUUUGAGGAACGAACUCAAAGAAAUGGAAAACCAACACAAGGUAGAAUUGUAGAGUUUACAAAGAGACACUCUGUUUGUUUUUUUUCUUCUCAAAGUUUGAUUGUUGGAAUCUGCUACCAUCAACUUAACUUGAUAACGGCGUAACCAUGAAGGUUUCGAAGCAUAGUUUAUGGUUUUAAUCUAUUUCGCUUUUGGAGCAGUUUUCAAUUGAGUUUCGAAAGUGGAAAUCGAAACUGAAAACAAACUAAUCCCAGCUUGGUCACACACGUUUUUCCGCGCUUCUAGGGGAUUGCCUGAUUCCACUUUGGGUUCUUAUUGGUUAAUGUUGAUGUUAACCUUUGUUCUGAUUGAUAGAUAUGAAUACUUUGGGUUUAGUCUUUCUAGGAUUAGGGUUAUUUGGUUUUUCGACAAUCAAUUUAAAACUUCUAUAUCUAAAAUUAAUUGUAUCAGCCAUGUACUCUCUUUCUAGGUUAAGAAAUAAACACUUAUCCUCGAAAGCUUAACAAAUGAUGGUAUAAUUUAUACCCAUUUUUCGUAUUUCUCUUGUUUCUUAUUUUCACAGAGGCUGAUAAACUUAAAAAAUUAUGAUGAUCGACUCUACGUUAAUGUUGACGAUCUCGCCGUGUGA